Parascedosporium putredinis is the source of this 924-nucleotide messenger RNA. The record is from the annotation of a GenBank genome assembly. Lineage: Eukaryota; Fungi; Ascomycota; Sordariomycetes; Microascales; Microascaceae.
AUGGCCCCUUGGUCUAGUCCGUCCCUCUGCACGGCCGGACGGAAGCCCGACACGUUUUGUAUCUUCACAGCUUCCCAUCUCGGCCACCUGGGCCUCAGCGUCAUCACAUCUCCUCAAGUCGCGAGCAGCCUGGCACCUGCCAUCCACCGUCUUCACGACUCGGCGUUCCCGGCAGGAUCCACGGUUCGUAAUCCAGCGUUGCACCCACCUCCCGGGAAACUAGCCCAGAUCGACGGCAAGGGGAUCGGCGUUGUGGCCACACGUCGCAUCUCCGCCGGCGACACUUUUCUUGUAGACUUUGCGUCUCUUGUCCUGCACGCAGACUACCCGCGGGCAACGACCGAGAAGGAGCGGUUGACUCUGCUGGAAGAUGCCGUCGACAAGCUGCUUGGGCCCGGACCACAGGCCAUUCGGGCGCUCUCGAAGAGUGGGCUAUCUAACCACGCCCUGGAGGAUGUGGUUCAGACCAAUAGGAUUAACCAUUCCUGUCAACCAAACUCGUUCCUUCGCUACUCAACGCACGGCCUCACCGUCGGCGUCGCAGCAUUUCGUGACAUCGAGGUCGGUGAAGAAAUCACCAUCAGCUGGGGUUCGCGCGACGACACGGUCCGAACCAAGAUCCGAUACCUCCGCGCCGCGGCCUUCAAGGCGAUCUCUGUCCGCGAGCUUGAUCGCGCAAAGGCCUACCUGAACGAGCUCGUGCGCGCCAUCGAGGCUGGGGAUAUGCCGCCCUUGCUCGCCGAGCCCUACGAGGCUCUGUUCAGGGUGUACCAGGCGCUUGGGGAGGCGGAUGAGGCACAGAGGUAUGCGAGUCUGCUGCUGGAUGUGCGGGACCAGUAUGGGAGGCUUGAGCUCGGCGAUCGGGAUGCGGAUCUUGCAGAAUUGCUCCAGGGAUCGGGGUCUCUGGGUACGCCAAAAGCCUAG